AGAGGGAGAGAGAGGGACGCUGCAAUAUCAUGCGCGAGCGCCUCUCGAAGUGCCGCAGAUACACGGGCUGCGUUCGCGCACACACACGCACGCACUCAGGAGCGCGCGCACGGACGGACGGAGAACGAGGGACAGAGGAACAUUCUGGGUGUCGGGAUCUCCGCCUCACAGGUCUAUGCGAGCUCCUUCGGGAUUUACAACUCUCUUUUUCCCCCCCUGCUCCGUUUCAGCGGAGCUCGAGACUGCGGACCUGUUUUUAAAACUCUGCGGUACCACUGACAGAAACGGAGGGUGAGCUCGUGCGUAAGCAAACGGAGCAGUAAAGUUCCUGUGAUUUUUUUUCUUCUUUUUUUAAUUAAUAUAUCGGGUUCAAGAAGACGGGUGUUUUAAAGGAUUUUUUUCUCCUGCGUUAGAAUGGAUUGAAAUGUCUGAGGGUUUUUGUUGUUGUUGUUGUUUUUGUUUUUUUUUUCUCCCCUGCUAUAAAGUAAACUACAUGCGCGUGUAGUGUGUGAAUUCCACUAUGAGUCUUGAAUGCGUUUAAUUGCCAGACUGUGCGGGGUUUAGAGUACUAGAGGCAUUAAUCGUGAGAAAGAGAAAGACUGAAGAGAAUACAUAUAUAAAUUUGGAAGAAAGGAGGAGUAAUCCACCGCAAAUCCACUGUAGUUGAAGCGCGUUGAGAAGACUGACAGCAGCACUAACAAGAAGGGAAAACGCUUUUUCUUCUUUUUUUGAGCAAACUGUUGAUGAAAAUAACUUUACAUAUUUUCCCCCGAAAACGGUGAUUAGAGACAGGGCGCAAUGAGGAAUAUAGGCACGACGGACUGCCUCUGCUACUGCUUUCUGCUGCUGCAGCUGCUGACUCAGCCCGCGGCCAAGCAAGUGCUGCGCUACCGUCUGGCUGAGGAAGGUCCCGCCGAUGUGCGCGUGGGGAACGUGGCUGCCGACCUUGGCAUCGUUGCCGGCUCCGGGGAUGUGACUUUCACCCUCGAGUCUGGCUCUGAGUAUUUCAAGAUCGACAACAUUACCGGCGAAUUGAGCACCAAUGAGCGGCGCAUUGACCGCGAGAAGCUGCAGCAGUGCCUGAUGAUAUUCGACGAGAAUGAGUGCUUUAUAGACUUCGAGGUGUCCGUGAUCGGGCCCGCGCAAAGCUGGGUAGACCUGUUCGAGGGCAAGGUCAUAAUUUUGGACAUAAACGACAACACGCCGUCUUUCCCGUCGCCUGUGCUCACUCUCUCCGUGGAGGAAAACAGGCCGAUCGGCACGCUUUACCUCUUGCCCACGGCCACUGACAGGGAUUUCGGGAGAAACGGUAUAGAGAGGUACGAGUUGAUUCAGGACAGUGGAGAAAGCUCCGUGCGACGGAUAGGCUCCGGAGGCUCUUCUAAUGUCGACUCUCAUAUGGGUAAAAGAAGAUUUGAUGACGGCGCGAGUAGGAGUAGCGUGUUUGAACUUCAAGUCGCUGAUACUACAGACGGAGAAAAACAACCGCAGCUGAUUAUUAAAGGCGCACUGGACAGAGAGCAGCGCGACUCCUAUGAGCUGACUCUACGCGUCAGGGACGGCGGCGACCCCCCGCGAUCCUCUCAAGCCAUCCUCAGAGUGAUGAUUACAGAUGUGAAUGACAACAGCCCGCGUUUUGAGAAGAGCGUGUAUGAGGCAGACCUACCCGAGAACAGCUCCCCUGGCGCUCCCAUCCUCCAGCUUAAGGCAAUGGAUGCUGAUGUUGGGGUUAAUGGACAGAUUGAAUACGUUUUCGGGGCAGCCACUGAAUCAGUGCGGCGACUGCUGCGGUUAGACGAGAGCACAGGCUGGCUUAGUGUAUUGCAUAGGAUUGAUCGUGAGGAAGUGAGUCAACUGCGGUUCACAGUCAUGGCCCGUGACCGUGGUCAGCCUCCCAAGACAGACAAGGCAACAAUGAUUAUUAAUAUCAAGGAUGAAAACGACAAUGUCCCAAAUAUCGAUAUAAGAAAAAUUGGACGCAUUUACCUGAGAGAUGGUGUGGCAAAUGUAGCAGAAGACGUAGUAGUAGACACACCUAUUGCACUGGUGCAAGUGUCUGAUCGUGACAAGGGACAGAACGGUGUAGUGACAUGCACUGUGGUUGGUGAUGUGCCCUUCCAGCUGAAGCCUGCAAGUGAGAUAGAGGGUGAAAUGAACAAAAAGAAAUAUUUCCUGCACACAUCAGCGCCGCUUGACUAUGAAGCUGUGCAGGAGUACAACGUCGUCAUCGUUGCUGUGGAUUCAGGCAGUCCCAGUUUAUCUGCAAACAACUCAUUAAUCGUGAAAGUUGGGGACAUGAAUGACAAUCCACCUAUAUUUAGCAAAAGCACAAUGGAGGUCUCAUUUCCAGAAAACAAUUCUCCUGGUGAACGUGUACUGACUGUAGUGGCCUUGGAUGCAGACAGUGGUAAAAAUGCAGAAAUCUCAUACUCACUGGAUUCCUCUGUGAAUGGAAUAUUUUCCAUUGAUCCAGACAGUGGUGACAUUCGUGUGAACACAAUACUUGAUAGAGAGCAAACAGAGCGGUAUGAGUUCAAAGUAAUCGCCAAAGACAAAGGUGUGCCUGUUUUACAGGGUUCAGCUACAGUGGUGGUACUAGUGGCAGACAGGAAUGACAAUGAACCAAAGUUUAUGCAGGAUGUUUUUACUUUCUAUGUAAAGGAGAACCUGCAACCCAAUAGCCCCGUAGGCAUGGUAACAGUAAUGGAUGCAGACAAGGGACAUAAUGCUGAGAUGAGCCUAUACAUUGAGGAAGAGGAAGAAAUUUUCUCCAUUGAGAACAACACGGGAACCAUUUUUUCUACUGUAGCGUUUGAUCGUGAACAGAAAACCACCUACUCAUUCCGUGUUAAGGCUGUUGAUGGUGGGGAACCAUCUCGAUCAGCCACGGCCACAGUCUCUCUUUUUGUCAUGGAUGAAAAUGAUAAUCCACCAACAGUCACUUUUCCUCUUAACAGCUCCUAUACUCUGUUACCUCCAUCCAGCAAUUUGAGAACAGUUGUCCGGACAGUCAUAGCUACUGAUACUGACACAGGUGUCAAUGCUGACCUCAGCUUCAGCAUAGUCGGAGGCAAUCCCUUCAAGUUAUUUGAGAUUGACCAUGCCACUGGCGUUAUUUUAUUAAUUAGCAAGUUAGAACAGAAACACUACGGCCUUCACCGCCUGGUAGUGCAAGUUAAUGACAGUGGGGUUCCCUCACAGAGCACCACCACACUAGUGCAUGUCUAUGUCAAUGAAACACUCUCCAAUUCCACCAUAGUUGAAGCCAAAAUUGCCAAGAGCCUUGGUACACCCCUUAAUGCUGACAUUGCUGGAGACCCCAAUUAUGAGCUGGGCAAGCAGCGUUUAAGCAUUGCUAUCGGAGUGGUGUCUGGCAUCAUGACUGUCAUCCUCAUCAUCCUCAUUGUGGUCAUGGCCCGCUACUGUAGGCCCAAGAACAAGAACGGGUAUGAGGCUGGUAAAAAAGACCAUGAGGACUUCUUUACCCCGCAGCAGCAUGACAAGAACAAGAAACCCAAAAAAGACAAGAACAAAAGGAAGUCUAAGCAGCCUCUGUACAGCAGUAUUGUCACAGUAGAGGCAUCAAAGCCUAAUGGACAGCGCUAUGAUGGUGUCAAUGAGAAACUCUCUGACAGCCCUGGAAUGGGGCGUUAUCGCUCUGUUAAUGGUGGGCCAGGAAGCCCAGACCUUGCCCGUCACUACAAGUCCAGCUCACCUCUACCUACUGUUCAGCUUCAUCCACAGUCACCCACAGCAGGGAAAAAACACCAGGCUGUUCAGGAUCUGCCCCCGGCCAACACCUUCGUGGGGACCGGAGAUAACAUAUCCAUUGGAUCUGAUCACUGCUCUGAGUACAGCAGCCAAACCCUGAACAAGUACAACAAGCAGCCAUUCCGCCGAGUGACGUUCUCGGUGGUGAGCCAGCCCCAGGACCCUCACCAGGGCUCUCUGCAGAGCUGCUACGACAGCGGCCUUGACGAGUCGGAGACGCCGAGCAGCAAGAGCUCCACAGGCCCCCGGCUUGGAGCCCUCCCCCUCCCUGAGGAUGCCUAUGAGAGGACCACGCCGGAUGGCAGUGUCGGUGAGGCAGAGCAUAUGGAAAAUGACUCUCGGCCCCUGCCGGAUGUAGCCAUGACGGGGAAGUGUACGCGUGAGUGUGACGAGUAUGGCCACUCAGACGCUUGCUGGAUGCCAGUGCGCACUUCACCCGAGCGCAGGCCCAAGGCCACCCCUCCCAAACUCUCCACCUUCAACUCGAGCUCAGCCGGGUGCAGCGGCGUUGAACAAGCCACAAGCUCCGAUCCACUUGCUGUGGCCAAUGGAGAGCCCUCGCACCUGCUCGGAGACCGCAACCGCAAUCUCCUCAACAAGAAAAUGGCCUCCUCCUCUUCCUCCUCUUCGGCCUACGAUGCUUUCAGCUCGGCCGCCUUCUCUGCUAGUGAAGAAACGUCUCGGCCUGUUGAAGAAAUUCCACUGGCACCCACAGGUGAAUAUAAACCCACUCAAUGUGGGACGCUCACCAGACGUGAGGUUUACCUGUGAAUGUCCCAGUGAAUGAGUCACAAGUCAAUAUUCGUUCCAACAAUGACUCUUCGGCAAUUUCAGAGACGCUCUUAGCGCCAAAGCCUGGUAUGAAAUGUGUGCUUGUUUGAUAUAAGCAGUGAGUAAAAGACAUAAAAACAUGGUUAACAGGUUUGUAGAUUUGGAGGAGACAGAGGAGGAGGAAUAGAGGUGGAGAGAGAGGGAUGCUGGUGGAUGAGUCCUGUGUCAUUUUGCUGCUAGAAUUCUGGGCCCUCUGACUUUUCCCAAAGUGCUGCCUGGUUGUGUAGAAUUCAUCAUAAGCAUGCAUGCAAAAUCUAGCCCUGGAUGACUUGGACUAUACUUUUUAGGAUGUUUAUUCUUUUUUAUUCUUUCUUUUUCUAAUUAAUGCUAAAUAGAUGACAGGAGGCAAGACUGGUGCUGUUUUAUUUUUUAUUUGUAAUUUUUAAUUUUGUGUUAAUGUUCCUGGAGGGGAUUGGAAUUGAAGAGAUUUUUUUUCUUUAGUUUGCUUUAAUUAUUGUAUACUUAUGCAAUCUGUCCAAGCAUUGGACUAGUUACACUGGACAACCAUGCAUUCAAAGAGACACCAAAAACAAGAAAACUGAUCAAUCGUGGACAAGAAAGAAUUGAUGUAUCACAUUAUCAACAAAUAGUAAUGGGAUUCAUUCAGAAAACACCUGGAGCAUGUCCUUGUGUACUAGUAACAUUUCCAGUGACUGUAACCUUUAGAAUGGGUCUGUAGAUAUCUAAAUGGUGGCAUACAAGCUGUAAAUGGUGAACUUACACUGCAAGAAGCGAGUUUACCUGUGUGCCUAUCUGCUUUUCAAACACAGACACACACACACACACACACACACACACACACACACACACACACACACACACACUCACAGGAUCUUAUGUGGGUGACGAGUUGUACAUAAAUAUGCUAAACAUAUUGGGGACACAUGCUUUAUACCUAAGCUGCCAACUCACCAAACUCUUGGCCCCUGUCCUUUCUCUGUACACUGCUGCAUUGUGGGAGUUCUUGACAUUUCUUGGGUCGCCUGUUAGUGCUGUAAUUCCACAAACAGUGUCAACUCUAGGAGAUCUUGACAUGAUCUAUGCCAUUUUCUUUAUUGCUGUCUAAGACUUAAACUGAAACCCUUCGUGACCUAUGGCACACAAUGAGUUACACAUGCACACAAACACACAUGGCACCUUACACACACACAGACACACACACAUAGGACCUAACUGGCAAUUAGGAUAUCUUGUUAGAUAAAUGACUAGCUACCAGGAAAUGAUUAAGAUGAUUUGGUCCCACAGACCACAUGCUUGGGCUGGUCCUGUAUAACAUUCUCAAAGUAUGAGUGUUAAACUGAGCAAUAAACCCAAGGAACAUAGAAGUAUUCAUUCUCAAUAACACCUACCUAAAAUACAGAAGACACACCUGAAAUGACUAGUCUCCUAAUCAAACCAGUGAAUAAUGAUACACAAACACACUGAGGGAAUGAGGAUCCACCAGCUAAAUAGAUUUGUACAAUCAAAACAGGUAUCUUUACGAUGUCAUUGGGCUAAAGGAGCACUUGUGGCCAUGCAAAAACAAAUGUUGUCAUAAAAAAAAAAAAUUAAUAAUAAUAAUAAUAAUAAUAAUAAUAAUAAAGUCCUGGGAAGAAUAUGACAUGGUAUUUGGUAUUAAAGAGGAGGCAAACUGAGAAUCUGGUUGUAUGUUGGUUUAAAUACAUGCAAGUUUAACUGUAGAGUCUGAGGCUAGAGAAACAGCCGUUAGAUGAUGUCCUUUCUGAAAUGCAUACAAACACUUAAAUACACAUACUUUCACAUGUUAAGGUCCUGUGCUCAAAAUUCCAUCAAGUAACCCAAGUUUUUGGUUGAGUGUACACUUCUAAGGCUCUAAUCCUGCCUUUAAAACUGGGUGACAAUAAUCAGAUGCAAUGGAUUUACUUUUUUGUACCCUGGAGAACCCUGAGUCUGAAUGGACUGCACUUUUUUUUUUCUCGCAGCCUGAAUCUAUAGUCUGUGUGUUCUACUUGUCGUUAAAAGAAGUGCUCUGAUGCUUAUCCACUGUAUACAGAAAUAUGUACUUUUUAUUGCACGUUUAAAGGGAUUCUACUUCACAUAUUAUGAAGGAAAAAAAUGGAAAAAAAGGAAAUGUAUUUAAAAAAAAAUCUUACUGUGUGAGCUUGGAGGACCAUUGCUUGCUUUUGUUAUAAACAAACAUUAUAAACAUACAUGUAGUAUGUCUUAGAUUAUGAGUUUGAAAAGGAUGAAAAAUGAAUUAUGUAUACUACAAUGAUUCAUUGCUUUAUUUAGCAUCACACAUUUGGUAAAUGUCUUCAUUCUUCUGAUCAAAUAUCUUUUUUUUCUUUCUAUCUCAAUUUACCACAUGCUCACAUUGAUAUCACUGACACACUGAAAGAUUGCUUGUCACAUCACACAUGUAUAACAUAAUCCAACACCAUACUCAGCCGGCAUGAUUUAAAGUUCUGUCUAUUUUUUUUUAAAUUAUUAUUUUUUUUUAUUUUAUUUUUUUAAUGUAAACUUGGUAAUGACUCCCUGUGUUGAGCUUUAUUCAUUUUUUCUUUAUCAUUUCCUGUGCCACUUUGUAUAAUUAGAAUGCUUCUGUAAAAAAAAAAAAGGAAAAAAAUCAAAACAAAUCUAUAGAGUGAAUGCAAAAUAUGCAACUGUGCCUUUUUAUACCGUUCUUGGUAUGACUCAUCAUUUUGACUAGUAUACAAAUCGAGAUGGAUGAAGGGUGUUAUCUGGGGAAAUGACACACCCUGUUUAUAUGAUACUGAAAAGAAACACUAAAACAAAGCUUUUAUCUUGUGACUUCUUCAUGUUAGAUUGGUCAAAUGUUGUCAAGUCUAUCAAUAAGUAACAACUGUACACGUUUUAGGCAAUCUCCUAGCAUAUGAAUCCAUCCGAUUUCAAAUUUUCGCAUGAUUACUUGACCAAACCACUAUUUAUAUACAUAAUAUAUAUAUAAAAAAAGUUGCUAAUGAGAUCAUCAUAGUCAUGAUAGUAAGGAUAAUGAAAUUAUCAGUAAAGUAAAUGCUGCAUUAGUUAAGCUCAAUGCAGAAUGAAGAGUUAAACUAAGUUUGUCUAGUAUAGACAUAAAACUGAUUGUCUGGUGGUUUUACUAAAUGCUAAUAGGCAAAAGACCAGCUGGGAGAAAAGAAAAACAUAUAUGGAAAUGUGUGCUGGCAAAACAUACACCUCUAUGGGAGAAAUAUGCAUUUGUAGACAUGCAGAAUACUAUAUUACAUAUUACUAUACAGAUAAUAAAUGUCAAUUUGAGAGAAACAAGAGAUAAAUAUUGAUGAAUGUGAAAGAAAGAGCAAUUGAAUCUUGAAGAAAUAGAUAAGCUUUGAUAACUAAUAAUAGAAAAUAUUUCUCCUCUUAGCAGAGAUUAGAUUAAAGCCAGCAUUGCUGAAAGCAGAAAGUCUGUAGUUUAUCCUUCUCACAAAUUGAGGCGUGUGUUCUGUCAGUUCUGAACUUAAGAUUAAACCUUGAGUUGUCAGACAUUUCACCCCUAGUGGAGAGAUCUGUAAUAUUAACCAUACUCUAUUUGUCCUGCGACUUGGAUGUUGAUGUAGAAUUGAUGAUCAGUUUUAAUCAUUGUUUUAUUAGGAGUCACUAUGCACGCAGCUUAGCUGAACAUGGCAAAAUGUACUGAACGCUGAAGUCCACCUCUAUUUAUGAACUAUUUUACUUAAUUUAAUUUUUGCUUUUGUACAGGUAUUUCUGUAAAUAAACUGCUUGUCAUUUUUUGUCUCUUCAAAAAUUAAAAUAUAACAAUUAAAAAGUG
This is a messenger RNA of Neoarius graeffei (lesser salmon catfish), 8350 nucleotides long. RefSeq names its product protocadherin 7b (gene pcdh7b). NCBI's taxonomy places the organism in Eukaryota, Metazoa, Chordata, Actinopteri, Siluriformes, Ariidae. The transcript is spliced from 3 exons. Gene Ontology annotation, biological process: homophilic cell-cell adhesion. Gene Ontology annotation, cellular component: plasma membrane. The coding region runs from base 799 to 4542 and encodes 1247 amino acids. Gene Ontology annotation, molecular function: calcium ion binding. The record is from RefSeq and is a predicted model, not a curated record.